Messenger RNA from Parnassius mnemosyne (clouded apollo), 8433 nucleotides. Lineage: Eukaryota; Metazoa; Arthropoda; Insecta; Lepidoptera; Papilionidae. The record is from the annotation of a GenBank genome assembly.
AUGGAAGGGAACGGAUCAGCGAUCUGUCAGAGCGAUGGAACAUGGAGUCAUCCUUUACCCAAGUGUUUAGCUCCCUGCGUCGUUCCUCACGUGUCUCAAGGCAGAAUAGUUCGGUUGGAGAAUAAAACCGGUGACAACACCACACAAGAGUACACGCAGAUUGUUGGAAGCUCAACAAUGGUGCAGCAUGGUGACGUAAUUUUAGUAGACUGUGAGAAGAACUACGAGUUUCCGUCCAAUAACGUCGCUGUUAACUGCAACAAUGGAACCUGGACUCAGAUACCACGAUGUCAACCUGCUAGGUGCAAGAAAAUGCCGAAAUACCCGAGAAACGGAAUGGUGAUAGCUCCGAAAACUGAACACGGAAUGAAGGCGAGAUUUAGAUGCAAAGAUGGAUAUGAGCUUAAAGGCAAUCCUAUAGUCGUUUGUUCCUUUGGGAACUGGAGCGGGGAGACACCACGGUGUGAAGAAGUAUUCUGUCCUUUCCCUGGAUAUAUAGAAAAUGGAAAAGUACUUCUAGUUGGCAACAUGGGAUUAUACGAUUAUCGACCAUAUGUGAAAAAGGUUGUGAACAAUAAACAAAUUAUGUACGAGUGUGAGAAGGGCUACGUUUUAUCAGAAGGUCCACCAGGAGCAACGUGUAUUGGUGGACAUUGGAGCCCAAGGGAAUUACCUAAAUGCACACUUUACCAACACCCUCGUAUCAGAUGGAGCCGCAGACGAAGAUCCAUUCCAGAACCUGAAAUACGUCACAGAAGGUCUGCGUACCUUCGUCAAUAUUAUAACAAACUUCAACGACAAAACGAUCCUAACCAAGACUACCUCAACCAAUUGUACAAUAAAUACAAUCAUGACACACCAAAACCAACCUUAAGACAUGCAAAUUUUAAAUUAAUGAAGAAAUUCGAUCUAGAUUCGGAAGAAGAAGAUGAAAUGACAGGAUCAAACAUUCAAAACGAUGGAGAAAACUUUCCUACGGCCGUUUACACAGUCUACAAUGUUCAUGGAGAACCAAUUGGUCAUAGACUCUAUGCUUAUCAGCCUGUGUAUGAACCUGAAGAGGAAGAUAGAGAUCAUCACGAAGAUGUUUCGGAAUAUGAAGAUUCUGAAGAAUUUGAUAUUGAUUCACCAUCGCAUAUGACAAUUCUCAAAGGGGGACUAUUUUCAGAUCACGAGUUUGCUACAAAAGACGAAAUCGCAAACGGUAUAAACGCAUUGAAACAUCAAUAUUUUGAAAGGUACAUUGAUAAACGGCAUAAAAGAUACUUAAAUCAAAAUAAUACUGAUGAAAUUAAGAAAGACUUAUAUGUAGAUUUACAAGGUUACGAAAGCAAGAAUGUACAAACAUCAACCGAGAAAAAUCAAAUAUUAUCAAGAAUAAAACGUCAUAUUAAUCGUGAGGAAUCAGGCACAGAAAUCUCGACUCUAAGUCCGAUUGCUAAAACGUCGACUUUACAUCAUGACAUCACAGAUAUUCUUAAAGUGAUUCCAUUAAAGCAUCGAAAUGAUAAGUCUAGUAACGUUCCUGAAAAAGAAAACGCUGUUAUUCCGAUACGGUAUAAUAAGACUAAAUCAACUGACGUUGAUAAUAUUUUAGAAAAACGCGAUAAGAGAACAAGCAGAAAAACAGAUAGAUUAAAUCAAACAACAGCAAGCGUUCCGAAAACAGGCCGAGAGAGCAAAGGAGGUCGAACUCGAUCACAAGCUGAAAACUUAACUGAAGGCGAGCUUAUAACGGAAAAUAAAAACGGAACUGAAGGUGGUAACAAAACCGAAAACGGUGAAAAGGGAAAGAAAGGGCGGCCCAAGAGUCCUUGUGAACCGAUAGAAAGCGAGCCGUAUGUUAACAUCGAAAUUGUAAAAUAUGGUCGUGAUCCAAAUAAUACGUUUAGUUCUGGGACAAUAGUUAGAGUGGCUUGUGGCAAGGGUUACGGUCUAAAUUUAGAUUCAAAUGCUACAGCGAAAUGCGUUCGAGGAAGAUGGAAACCGGACAAGCCUAAAUGUGAAAUCCUUCCAUGCCACGUGCCAACUACAGAGUACGGUAUAUAUACCAUGGCUCCAGAGAGUGGACAAUCAGCUGGCCAAAUAGGUUUGGGUCUUAAUCAUGGUGAGGAAAAGGAGCUAAACGAAACAGAUCCCGUUCCAAAUGGCCAAGUCGUGCAUUUUUCUUGUGAAUAUGGGUACAACGUGCAAGGUCCAACGAACCUUCGAUGUUGGCUGGGUGAAUGGGCGGUUACCAGCAUGCCGGAAUGUGUUGCAGCUCCCUGUGAACUUCCCAUUCUCCAUGGCGCUACUUAUGAAGCUGGCUACAGAGCCGGUCUCACAGUGGCCCACGCGUCUUCAGUGGACAUAGCUUGUGAACCUGGAAGAUCCCCACCAGCGACUUUAAACUGCCAUUUAGGAAGACUACAGCCCACUGUUCACGACUUCUGUAGACCUCUAGCGAACCUGACACGACCAAGACCGCCAUCCGAGUACCAAAGUGGUUCCGACAUCGUUCGGGAAGAUAUAUCGGAGUUAGAGCCAGAUCUACACGGAAAACCUGUCCUAGAAUGCGGUCCACCGGCUAGGGUACAAGGAACACUAAUUUACCGCGACGGCACUGAAGUAGAUGGAUCACUCGGCAUGGAAGGCUAUCCCCAUGGCACAGAAAUUACAUUUAAAUGUAUAGCCUCCAUCAUGGGUGAGAAAACCACUUGGAAGUUGAUUUGCGAACAUGGCGAUUGGGUUGGCAAGAGUUUUAAUUGUGCUAAGGAUGAAAAAAUGGAUGACGUUUAUGUUCCAGAGGAAUUAGAAGCACAAAGUGAAGAACUCCUUAACAACAACAGCUGCACCUUUAGGAAUGAAGAACCGCAUGUGGUAUCGUUCUUUAACGACCUAGAAAUAACUGAGACGGUUGACUUUCCAUCUGGAGCUGUAAUCAUUUCCAGAUGCAGUGAUAUUGGCAAAUACGCUAUGACAGGAUCUCAGACUCGAAAGUGCAUCGGAGGUUCAUGGGAUGGUGUUAAACCGACAUGCUUUGGACUUAACCAGGAGAAUGAUUAUGCAAUGGAGAAGCCUCCGACAAUUUUAUUCAGGCACUCGCAGGGCCCGAUCGCGCAGACGAACGAUGGGAAGCUUCUGGUGUAUCCAGGAACUGUCCUGCACAUGGAGUGCCUCUGGAUGAGGAGGUUCGGCAAUCCAAAGUGGAAUGUUACACACCACUAUCCAGAUCCGGAAAGAAAAUAUCAAGAGGGUUGGACGACUGAUCCUGGACGCGACAGCCAACUGGAGUAUCGUCUCAGUAUAAUGGGAGCGGUUAAAGAAGACUCUGGUAUCUACCGGUGCGAGACGCCAGCGAGACAGAGCCAUCAAGUUGAAAUAAUUGUUGAAGACGUCCACUGUACGCCAUUACCGAUCAGAAGAGGUUUGGUCGCCAGUGACCUUGGCACUCGUUUGGGUACCGAGAUCAGAUUUUCGUGUGCAAAUGGAAAUGCAUUGCUCGGUGCGCACGUCCUGACCUGUCGUGCAUCUGGCAACUGGAGUGCUCCGCUACCGGUUUGUGAAAGCGUGGAGUGCGGCGAGGUGGUGCUGGACGGCGAGCUGGGCGCGGGCGAGCGGCGGCCGCGCGUGUCGGUGGUGUCGCGCGGCGUGGGCGGGCGCGCCGCGUUCUCCUGCCCCGCCGGCUGGGCGCUGCGCGGCGCGCCCGAGACCGUCUGCCUGCCCGCCGCCGACUGGGCGCGCCCCUUCCCCGUCUGCACAGGUACCCCACCACCCACCAUCCACUGCACACGAGACCGUCUGCCUGCCGGCCGCCGACUGGGCGCGCCCCUUCCCCGUCUGCACAGGUACCCCACCACCCACCAUCCACUGCACACGAGACCGUCUGCCUGCCGGCCGCCGACUGGGCGCGCCCCUUCCCCGUCUGCACAGGUACCCCACCACCCACCAUCCACUGCACACGAGACCGUCUGCCUGCCGGCCGCCGACUGGGCGCGCCCCUUCCCCGUCUGCACAGGUACCCCACCACCCACCAUCCACUGCACACGAGACCGUCUGCCUGCCGGCCGCCGACUGGGCGCGCCCCUUCCCCGUCUGCACAGGUACCCCACCACCCACCAUCCACUGCACACGAGACCGUCUGCCUGCCGGCCGCCGACUGGGCGCGCCCCUUCCCCGUCUGCACAGGUACCCCACCACCCACCAUCCACUGCACACGAGACCGUCUGCCUGCCGGCCGCCGACUGGGCGCGCCCCUUCCCCGUCUGCACAGGUACCCCACCACCCACCAUCCACUGCACACGAGACCGUCUGCCUGCCGGCCGCCGACUGGGCGCGCCCCUUCCCCGUCUGCACAGGUACCCCACCACCCACCAUCCACUGCACACGAGACCGUCUGCCUGCCGGCCGCCGACUGGGCGCGCCCCUUCCCCGUCUGCACAGGUACCCCACCACCCACCAUCCACUGCACACGAGACCGUCUGCCUGCCGGCCGCCGACUGGGCGCGCCCCUUCCCCGUCUGCACAGGUACCCCACCACCCACCAUCCACUGCACACGAGACCGUCUGCCUGCCGGCCGCCGACUGGGCGCGCCCCUUCCCCGUCUGCACAGGUACCCCACCACCCACCAUCCACUGCACACGAGACCGUCUGCCUGCCGGCCGCCGACUGGGCGCGCCCCUUCCCCGUCUGCACAGGUACCCCACCACCCACCAUCUACUGCACACGAGACCGUCUGCCUGCCGGCCGCCGACUGGGCGCGCCCCUUCCCCGUCUGCACAGGUACCCCACCACCCACCAUCCACUGCACACGAGACCGUCUGCCUGCCGGCCGCCGACUGGGCGCGCCCCUUCCCCGUCUGCACAGGUACCCCACCACCCACCAUCCACUGCACACGAGACCGUCUGCCUGCCGGCCGCCGACUGGGCGCGCCCCUUCCCCGUCUGCACAGGUACCCCACCACCCACCAUCCACUGCACACGAGACCGUCUGCCUGCCGGCCGCCGACUGGGCGCGCCCCUUCCCCGUCUGCACAGGUACCCCACCACCCACCAUCCACUGCACACGAGACCGUCUGCCUGCCGGCCGCCGACUGGGCGCGCCCCUUCCCCGUCUGCACAGGUACCCCACCACCCACCAUCCACUGCACACGAGACCGUCUGCCUGCCGGCCGCCGACUGGGCGCGCCCCUUCCCCGUCUGCACAGGUACCCCACCACCCACCAUCCACUGCACACGAGACCGUCUGCCUGCCGGCCGCCGACUGGGCGCGCCCCUUCCCCGUCUGCACAGGUACCCCACCACCCACCAUCCACUGCACACGAGACCGUCUGCCUGCCGGCCGCCGACUGGGCGCGCCCCUUCCCCGUCUGCACAGGUACCCCACCACCCACCAUCCACUGCACACGAGACCGUCUGCCUGCCGGCCGCCGACUGGGCGCGCCCCUUCCCCGUCUGCACAGGUACCCCACCACCCACCAUCCACUGCACACGAGACCGUCUGCCUGCCGGCCGCCGACUGGGCGCGCCCCUUCCCCGUCUGCACAGGUACCCCACCACCCACCAUCCACUGCACACGAGACCGUCUGCCUGCCGGCCGCCGACUGGGCGCGCCCCUUCCCCGUCUGCACAGGUACCCCACCACCCACCAUCCACUGCACACGAGACCGUCUGCCUGCCGGCCGCCGACUGGGCGCGCCCCUUCCCCGUCUGCACAGGUACCCCACCACCCACCAUCCACUGCACACGAGACCGUCUGCCUGCCGGCCGCCGACUGGGCGCGCCCCUUCCCCGUCUGCACAGGUACCCCACCACCCACCAUCCACUGCACACGAGACCGUCUGCCUGCCGGCCGCCGACUGGGCGCGCCCCUUCCCCGUCUGCACAGGUACCCCACCACCCACCAUCCACUGCACACGAGACCGUCUGCCUGCCGGCCGCCGACUGGGCGCGCCCCUUCCCCGUCUGCACAGGUACCCCACCACCCACCAUCCACUGCACACGAGACCGUCUGCCUGCCGGCCGCCGACUGGGCGCGCCCCUUCCCCGUCUGCACAGGUACCCCACCACCCACCAUCCACUGCACACGAGACCGUCUGCCUGCCGGCCGCCGACUGGGCGCGCCCCUUCCCCGUCUGCACAGGUACCCCACCACCCACCAUCCACUGCACACGAGACCGUCUGCCUGCCGGCCGCCGACUGGGCGCGCCCCUUCCCCGUCUGCACAGGUACCCCACCACCCACCAUCCACUGCACACGAGACCGUCUGCCUGCCGGCCGCCGACUGGGCGCGCCCCUUCCCCGUCUGCACAGGUACCCCACCACCCACCAUCCACUGCACACGAGACCGUCUGCCUGCCGGCCGCCGACUGGGCGCGCCCCUUCCCCGUCUGCACAGGUACCCCACCACCCACCAUCCACUGCACACGAGACCGUCUGCCUGCCGGCCGCCGACUGGGCGCGCCCCUUCCCCGUCUGCACAGGUACCCCACCACCCACCAUCCACUGCACACGAGACCGUCUGCCUGCCGGCCGCCGACUGGGCGCGCCCCUUCCCCGUCUGCACAGGUACCCCACCACCCACCAUCCACUGCACACGAGACCGUCUGCCUGCCGGCCGCCGACUGGGCGCGCCCCUUCCCCGUCUGCACAGGUACCCCACCACCCACCAUCCACUGCACACGAGACCGUCUGCCUGCCGGCCGCCGACUGGGCGCGCCCCUUCCCCGUCUGCACAGGUACCCCACCACCCACCAUCCACUGCACACGAGACCGUCUGCCUGCCGGCCGCCGACUGGGCGCGCCCCUUCCCCGUCUGCACAGGUACCCCACCACCCACCAUCCACUGCACACGAGACCGUCUGCCUGCCGGCCGCCGACUGGGCGCGCCCCUUCCCCGUCUGCACAGGUACCCCACCACCCACCAUCCACUGCACACGAGACCGUCUGCCUGCCGGCCGCCGACUGGGCGCGCCCCUUCCCCGUCUGCACAGGUACCCCACCACCCACCAUCCACUGCACACGAGACCGUCUGCCUGCCGGCCGCCGACUGGGCGCGCCCCUUCCCCGUCUGCACAGGUACCCCACCACCCACCAUCCACUGCACACGAGACCGUCUGCCUGCCGGCCGCCGACUGGGCGCGCCCCUUCCCCGUCUGCACAGGUACCCCACCACCCACCAUCCACUGCACACGAGACCGUCUGCCUGCCGGCCGCCGACUGGGCGCGCCCCUUCCCCGUCUGCACAGGUACCCCACCACCCACCAUCCACUGCACACGAGACCGUCUGCCUGCCGGCCGCCGACUGGGCGCGCCCCUUCCCCGUCUGCACAGGUACCCCACCACCCACCAUCCACUGCACACGAGACCGUCUGCCUGCCGGCCGCCGACUGGGCGCGCCCCUUCCCCGUCUGCACAGGUACCCCACCACCCACCAUCCACUGCACACGAGACCGUCUGCCUGCCGGCCGCCGACUGGGCGCGCCCCUUCCCCGUCUGCACAGGUACCCCACCACCCACCAUCCACUGCACACGAGACCGUCUGCCUGCCGGCCGCCGACUGGGCGCGCCCCUUCCCCGUCUGCACAGGUACCCCACCACCCACCAUCCACUGCACACGAGACCGUCUGCCUGCCGGCCGCCGACUGGGCGCGCCCCUUCCCCGUCUGCACAGGUACCCCACCACCCACCAUCCACUGCACACGAGACCGUCUGCCUGCCGGCCGCCGACUGGGCGCGCCCCUUCCCCGUCUGCACAGGUACCCCACCACCCACCAUCCACUGCACACGAGACCGUCUGCCUGCCGGCCGCCGACUGGGCGCGCCCCUUCCCCGUCUGCACAAAGGUAUCCUGCCCAGCAUUACCUCCACCAGCAUCGGGUUACGUUCUCGGCCGAGCACCGUACAGAGCUGGUGACGUCUUACAGUUCCACUGCAACCCUGAACACACACUGCACGGAAGACCGAUUCUGGUGUGCCAGGACAGUGGUCGGUGGAGCGAUAAGCCGCCGACUUGUGCCCAAGCAUGUACAUACCCUGGAACAACUAUAUCAGGGCGCAUGUCUUCCGUGAAGUUCUACUACAAAAUCGGUGAGACAGUCACCUUCACCUGCGAACCAGGGUACAGAAUUAAGGGGGCUCCAAUGCUGCGUUGUCUUAAAAACAGAAAAUGGUCGAACGCUAUACCACUAUGCACUCCGAUAGCCAACUACACCUCAUCCGACUCCCUCGCUAUGUUAAAUGGCGACAUUGACGCCAUGUUGUCGGACGAAGCCAUCAUGCCAACUGACAUUUUGAAAACGCGGGAAACGCCCGCCAUCUUGUCACCAGAAAGCUAUAAAGCGGCUAUGACUCGAGUAACAGCAACACGACUCUUGCGAAGGGCCCCGAUCGAAACUUACAAAAACAGAAUUUCUAGGGUGAAUAGAUUUUUACGCAGGAAUACAGAAAGAUAA